Anopheles aquasalis is the source of this 3298-nucleotide messenger RNA. RefSeq lists its product as uncharacterized. The record is from RefSeq and is a predicted model, not a curated record. Lineage: Eukaryota; Metazoa; Arthropoda; Insecta; Diptera; Culicidae. Gene Ontology annotation, molecular function: metal ion binding.
ACUCCGCAUUUUUAGCUAAAAUACCUUGAUGUUAGCAAGAGCAUAUUGGUGGCCCAACCUCAAUACUUGCAGUUUCCAACUUUUAUUCCACGUUGUACGUUGAUUUGUUCUGAGAUCGCUAUUUUUUCUCUAAAACAAAAGAGCAGACUGUGAGCAAAUCUAGUAAAAAGUUAUAAUGGGUUUCCAGUGUUUAGUAGCAGCAAAAGCAAACGAGGUUAUUCAAGUCCACAAGUACCGCUCGGAUCUCACAGGAUUAACCGUGGUCAUCGCCGAAGUCGAGGGUCCUGUAGUGAAUGGUUAUUUUUCGCUUGCGACGGAAGCUUAUGAUGAUGAUGGUCUGCCGCAUACACUAGAGCACCUUAUAUUCUUGGGUUCGGAGAAAUAUCCGUACAAAGGUAUUUUAGACCUGGUAGCUAAUCGAUGUUUAGCCUCUGGGACAAAUGCAUGGACAGAUAGAGAUCAUACUUGUUACACGAUGACUACUGCUGGGAACGAAGGCUUCUUAACGUUGCUACCAGUGUACCUCGAUCACAUCUUGUACCCAACAUUAACCGAUGCCGGUUUCGUCACGGAAGUCCACCACAUUACGGGUGACGGUAUUGAUAGUGGGGUAGUGUAUUGUGAGAUACAAGGAAGGGAAAACACGGGCGAAUCUCGCGCAAACUUGGAGAUGCUACGUGCGGCAUAUCCGAACUGCGGAUAUAGUGCCGAAACUGGUGGAAUCAUGAGUAAUUUACGCACCAGCACUAGCAACGAAAAGGUGCGCGCAUAUCAUACCUCGUACUAUAGACCCGAUAAUCUCUACAUCAUUAUUACGGGGCAAAUCCGGGCCGAAAAUGUGUUUGCUGCACUCGAACCAAUAGAACAAAAAAUCAUUUCAAAAGGAGUCCUUACUCCAUUUAAUAGGCCAUGGCGAACGCCGGUCGCUCCUCUAAAUGCAUCAAAAGAUUUGACAGUCGAGUACCCUGCGGACGAAGAAGACUGUGGACUCGUAAAUAUUGCUUGGCUAGGGCCGAAAUCUACUACAGAAUAUAAUGAAUUGACUGACUGCUCCGUAUUGCUACGUUAUCUUACCGAUACAUCCGCAAGCCCCAUACAGCGUGAUUUUAUUGAGAAUGAAGAUCCGUAUGCAAGUCGAGUCAGCUACAGCAUUGUCGAAAAUUCUCGCUCUUUACUGUAUAUUGGUUUUGAAAACGUGCCUUUAGGCAAGGAAUAUGCGGUCUUCCCGAAGUUGAAUGACCUACUCAUUUCCUUCGGAAGCGGUAAAGAAAAGGUGGACAUGACGCGCAUGACGAACGUAAUUGAACGUUACAGGCUGGAGGCACUUAGUAGUCUUGAGUCAAAUCCACACGACGAUAUUGCUUUUCAUUUGAUUGGAGAUAUGUUAUACGGGACCAAUAACGACGAUUUUGAAGAGCGACUAAACGUGAAUCGACAUUUGAAGUCAUUAAAAGAAAAAGAGGAAAGCUUUUGGGUGUCAUUGUUAAAUAAAUAUUUUGUAAACGCCAACCAUGUAGUAGUACGCGCCGUACCAAGUGUUAAAGAAAAUCUUCGUAUAGCCAAUGCAGAACUGUUGCGGAUUGAGGAGCAGCGUAAGCGACUCGGCGAAGUCGGUCUUGAAGAGAAAUCCAAAAUUCUAGCUAAUGCUAAGGCAACCAAUGACAUUCUUCCACCAAUUGAGGUGAUAACUUCUUUCCCCGUGCCUUCGGAGAACAGAAUCAAUUUCUAUCCGGUUGAAGUUUUUCGCACAAGCGACGAGAACACACCCACUGGAAUCAAUCUACACAGCCUUCCCUUUUACGCUGAAGCUUACGAUUUGCAUACUAAUUUUUGUUAUUUAAAAGUGUCGUUAAACACUAGCGAAUUGACCGCUGAGCUGCGCCCGUACCUCGUCCUGCUUAUGGAGCUUUUGAAAGAAUCGCCUGUACGUCGUGGCAAUAAAUUAAUCCCCUACGAAGAAGUUGUUGCCACUCUAGAAUCAAAUACCAUAGAAACUACUAUAGAGCUUGGCUUCAAGGCAUCCAGUCGUUUCAGCGUGGGUUCAUACGGCAACAACGCAACGUUGCACAUGCAAGUGGUACGCGAAAAAUAUGUGAAAGGUAUUGAGCUUAUAGGGGAACUCCUUUACCAUAGCACGUUUACUACCGAACGCAUUAAAGUGUGCGCAACAAAGCUCGUCAACGAAAUUGCUCAAUUGAAACGUGAGGGUAACUCGAUAGCUAAAGAAAUUAUGAGAGCCAUGCGCUAUCAUGAGGAUAGCAACGUUCGUACUUGCUCUUUGUUGAAACAAUCGAAGUUCUUAACGGGAAUACUGAUCCAGAUGGAAAGAUCAGAAUUUGCUGCGGACGUAAUAGCAAAGUUAAACAAGACGCGAGCAAUAAUUACUCUUCCGCAAAAUACUUCACUACACAUGGCUGCUGAUUGGCAGGCGAUGGAACAUCUUGGGAUUGAUUUAAAUCAACCAUGGAAACAGUUACAGAUAGAUACAGGAACCUUUGAAAACUCCUUGUGCUCAAAACGAUUUUUUGCUGUCCCAGAUUGGAUGAAUUUGAUUUCAAAGAAUCAAUCUGCCAACAUACCGAAUAAUCUUAUUGUUACGCUCGGGAGUGUUGAGAGCGCGUUUCUGUUCCUCACCUGCCGUUCGAUAAGCGAUUUUAAGGAUCCCGAUUUGGUUCCGCUGUUGCUAUCGUUGCAGUAUCUUACACAGCUUGAAGGUCCGCUAUGGAGACAUAUUCGUGGACAAGGAUUCGCCUAUGGGUACAACAUAGCACCGAGACCGAAUGAAGGCCUGUUGUAUUUCACUCUCUACCGCGCCUCGAAUGUUGCAGCAGCUUUCAAAGAAGCAAUGGUGAUCACUCGAAAGCAAUUUGGCGACCAGCCUGAGUGGGACGAUACUUUGCUGGAAUCCGCGAGAAGCUCACUUAUCUAUGAAAUUAUUGCUCGAGAGAACAGCAUCGAAAAGGUGGUAGAUGCAUCGGUCCUCUCCUGCUUCAAGAACGUACCUUUAAAUUAUAAUCAGACAUUGGCUUCGCAAGUUCGUGAAGUGACAAAAGAAGAUUUAAUUCGUGUUAGCAAGCGGUACCUUGAAAAGCUGUUUUCCAACAGAGAAACUUAUAUGACCAUAGUUUGCCAUCCAGAUAAGGCAGCCGACAUUGAAACCGCUUUUGGUGGUAUGGGCAUGUCUAUGAAGGUGGAAAACAGUCUUGAAGAUAGCAUUUUGGCCUAAGCAACCCUAUGUAAAACCUAACCGUUACAACCAAAGCAAAAUAAUAAACCUGAUACAGCGUAGAACACUUAA